AUGAAACCCUCUACUCUCUUAAUGGGCCUCUGCGCCACGCAAGCUCUUGCCAUGCCUGGAAUGGAGUCUGCCAUGGCUGAGAUUCAGGCUCGAGACGACUUCUUUCUCGAAGCUCGCUCCACGGAUCUUCUCGGUGAUCUGAUCGGUGGUGUUCUGACUGCUGUUGGAAACAUCAUCAAGGCUAUCUUGCAGGGGUCCAGUGCCGUCGGCGAUGGCGCUACCUACACGGCUCCUGGUUCUCUUGGAUCGGAUGCCUGCAAGAAUGAUGCCCUUUGUGCCUGGUCCUAUAUCGUCAAGGACAUGAGCACUGCCUUCGUCGGGGCGGUUGGUUGCACCGAUGCUGCUCGCGGGGCCAUCCGUCAGGGUUUCCAUGACGCCUCGACCUGGGAUAAGAACUCGCCCUAUGGAGGUGCUGAUGGCUCGCUUCUCCUCUCCGACGAGCUCACCCGACCUGAGAACCGCGGACUCGGCGCCAUCGGCGACCAGACCAAGGCCUGGUAUAACACGUACAACCAAUACGGACUCAGCAUGGCGGACAUUAUUCAAACCGCCGCCAAGGUCGCCGUCGUCUCCUGUCCAGGCGGUCCCCGCAUCCGCGCCUUCGCAGGCCGCCGGGACGACAGCCGUGCCGGCCCCACCGACAUGCUGCCUUCGCCGUUCCAAGACGCCCAGUCCCUAAUCGACCUGUUCGUAGCCAAGACUUUCUCCGCCGCCGACCUGAUUGCGCUGCUCGGCGCACACUCAACGUCCAAGCAGAACUUCGUCGACCCCUCGCGUGCCGGUACGCCCCAGGACAGUGACCCGGGCGUUUGGGACACUCGGUUCUACUCCGAGACGCUGACCAGCGAUAAUACGACCAUCCUCGUCUUCCCCAGUGACAGGAAUCUCGCCACGUUCUCCCAGACCAGAGCCCAAUGGAACAGCUUCGCCGGUGCCGGGGGCCAGAUCAGGUGGGCUCCUGCUUUCGCUUCGGCUUAUUUCCGCAUGAGCAUGUUGGGCGUCGACAACAUGAACCAGCUCACCGAGAUCACGCGUGUCAUCCCGCUGCCGCGAUAA
Molecule: messenger RNA, 1056 nt
Organism: Anthostomella pinea
Lineage: Eukaryota; Fungi; Ascomycota; Sordariomycetes; Xylariales; Xylariaceae
Source: the annotation of a GenBank genome assembly